UUAAAUAUCUAAUAUCUAUAAUAGAUAGUACCAUGGUGCCGCAAACAGUUAUCAGGAAUCACACUGAUCAACGUUUUAAGCAAAAUUGUGCUCCGUUGCAUCAAUGCUAUCCGUCUCUGUUCUGAACAUCACGACGUAGCCACGGAAGCUGAAGGCGAAGCUUGCAGCAGCAACAAGGAUGCCCACCUAAAAGCUAGCGACGACACGGAAAAGUUUAAUCAAGUAAACCCCAAAUGUGUCCCACGUGGGAGAGAGAUCAACCGCAGUCAUGCCGGUCAGUGCAAAGAGAGCAGCCUUGCAGUUAGUUUGUGGAUCCACAGCAGACGAAAACCUCAGAAGCUGGCUGAUCAUAUGAUGCUGCUUUCACGAACCCGCAGGGUGAUCUGUGAGGGGCACAUCUGUAUUGCCUAAGAGGAAGUGUCCUGGGGAGGAGACUCCGAUGGAGGAGGACUGUCUGGGCUCCCUGCACUUGAAUUUGACUGAUUCCGGCCCUUGGCGGACUCAUGAUCAUCAGCACUUGAACGGCGAGGGGAAGGGUGAUGUAAAUGAGGCAAUAUGGCUGCCGCGAACCGUGAGCUGCAGCCCUGUCGCAGCCGCGCUCUCCUUCGCCACAGCGCAAUGGGCAAUUCCUGACGCUGCUACUACAGAGAGGCCGUCUUUUGCUACAGACUGCGACUCUGUGGAUGAUAUUUUUUCAUUGUUGCACAAUUCUUUUCAUGCUGAUGAAUUGGAGCGCAAAGAGGAACAUGAUGGCACUGACUCAUCAGUGAAGUCAACGGGAAAUGACUUCAAGCCAUGUGAUGCUGCAGUGGGACAGCAACCGACGACGCAACAAAGGGAACAUUCAACGCAUCAGCUCUUAGACAACAGUCAUAUCGCGGUCGCCUUAAAGUCUGACUCAGAGGAAAAGGAGGAGGACUGUGUCAUGUCCGUAGCAUUUAGUACAACUGUGGAUUCACGCCCAGAAGAACAACCACAGGACAAAAUGGAUGCGCUUAAGACUGGAUGCGGCGACUCAUCUGGAGGCCAAACUUCAUUUCAAGGUCCCAAGUUGGUGGAUGGGAGCCAAGUGGUUAGUGGUUCUGAGGGAUGCAUCUCCAACACUGUGACGGAAUCCACAGAACCAAAACAAACUGCAGGAACCCCAAGUCAAAAGGUUCAAGCAGCUGAUGUUGGCGAGAAAGAACCACAAAUGGACAGCAGGUCGCUCCCAAAACACUGUGAAAACUCUGUUCACUUGGGACAGCCUCAAAGUCCAGAUGCAUCACACACUUCAAUCCAGCCCGUUGACUCUGUUGUUGUAAAGCAAAAGGAGGUCGCAAGCACCCUAAAAGGAUCUGGGCAGGUACUCGUGGCAAAUGGCGAGCCAAGCAUAACCGUGGAGUCUACGACAACUUGUAUGAAUGGAGGCGAUAUGGACCGAGAGAAGGUGUGUCGACUCGCUAAGCAGCUCUUUCAGCUUGACGGGAUCGAGCGACUAGAUGUGGUCAAGCACCUUGACAAAGAUAACGCCUUCAGUCGUGCUGUUGGAGAAGAGUACCUCAAAUUCUUUGACUUCACUGGGCAAACUCUGGAUCAAGCCCUGAGGUCUUUUCUUAAAGUCGUCAUCCUGAUUGGAGAGACGCAGGAGCGUGAACGGGUGCUGCAACAUUUCGCUGGUCGCUUCCAUCAGUGCAACCCGGAGUCCUUCUCUUCAGCAGGAGCCGCGCUUGGCAUCACAUGUGCUCUGAUGCUCCUCAACACGGACCUACAUGGACAGAACGUAGGGAAAGCCAUGUCCUCGUCCAAGUUUGUGUCCAACCUGGAGGGCAUGAACGAUGGUGAAAACUUCAGCAGAGAUCUGCUGAAAAGUCUUUACAACUCAAUCAAAAGCGAGCCACUGCAAUGGGCUGUUGAUGAGGAGGAGCUGACUUCGGCAUUGACGGAAGAGGUGGAUGCGCCGCUGCGCUCUAAGAGCAACCCCUUCCAGGACGUCCCCCAUGACAAGGCCGCCCCCGUGGUCAAGCAGGGCUUCAUCCAGAGGAAGCUCUACGCUGAUAUCGAUGGAAAGCGCACUCCUUGGGGGAAGAGGCGCUGGAAAACCUUCUAUGGUGUGCUGAAAGGAAUGGUCCUUUACUUACAGAAGGAUAACACGAGGAGGGAGCAGCAAACCAACGAGGAGGUGGUUAGCGUCCAUCACUCGCUGGCCGAGCCGGCAGCUGACUACACCAAGAAGCCACAUGUAUUCCGUUUGCAGACUGCCGACUGGAGAGUUUUCCUGUUCCAAGCGUCAUCCAAAAUGGAGAUGACCUCAUGGAUCAACCGCAUUAACUUGGUGUCGGCGCUUCACUCCUCCCCCCCGUUUCCCGCUGCCGUUGGUUCCCAGCGGAGGUUUUGCAGACCCAUCCUGCCUGCCUCACAGUCCGCCCACACUCUGGAGCGUCAACUGCAGUCUCAUGCAGGAAUGCUGGAGUCCUUCAAGACAGAUUUAUCGCACCUCCAGAAGCACUUACCGGGUGGCAAAAAAGCUCGAGGGAAAGAGAUGGAAGAGCACCGCACGAGGGCCGAGUACCUGCACCAUGAGAUAUUUCGUUACGAGAGCUACAUGCAAGUACUGGAAGCCUGGAAGAGCGUGGAGAAGACUGGUGAUGGCGCUUUGAUUGCCGCCGCCCUUGGCUUGUUCGACAAAGCUAUGUGCGCAUCCCCAGUGACCGAGGAGGACGACAGCGACGAAGGCCACUUGACAAAGUCCCACUCCAGCCCUUCCCUGGAGCUGGAGAUGGCACCGCAAAGCACCGUCAAGAUUAAACGCAACGUCUCUGAAAGAUGGACUUACCGGAGGGCGGCGCCUCGGUUGAAUAAGGAGGGCAAGACGGAAAUUUAGGAACAAUUGUUUAUUCCUGGUACAAAAGAAACCCGACCACUCCGUAUCCUUUUGUUUUACCUCGUGCACUUUGACAAAAAAUUACCUCAGGGAUUCCCAAACGCAAGCAACCUGAUUCAUUUGUUUAUUGACCAAAAAUGUAUGGACCUGAAUUGACUUAUCUUAUGCGGUAUAAAAAUGGUUCAAAUGGGCCUACCUGGUUUGUGACCACAAGGUGGUGCUCCAGUUCAACCGGACGUUAUGACGUUGCUCGAAUUGCACUUUUGUUUUUCAAUCUAUUUUUCUUUGAAACAGUCAUUUUAUGUUUUUUUUUUGUUUGUUUGUUCAUAUGAAGGGUUCAUUAUGAAAUGUUUUCAACAUGUCAAGUGCUGGAGAUACAUUGUUCUUUUUGAUCCAUUGAAAACCUACAUAUUCAUUUUGCUACCAAACAAAUAAUUUUUGUAAUCUUAUGUAAGAAUAUUUGCUAAAAAAAAAAAAAAAAAAGGACUCCUGCUUAGCGACUUGUGUUAAGAAUUACAAUGAAGUACAGAUUUUUUCCACCAAUUUUCAUCAAUUAAAAUGUUUGCGUUUCAGCUUCAAAUAAUUACUUUUGUAGUUUUCAUUUUCUCACAAUGCAAACAAGGUUUAUAAACGGUUGAAGCCAGACGUUUGCAUACAAUAUGCAAAAACACAUUUAUGUUUCACUGAAGUCAAAUCAGACAAACCACUCCUGUUUCAGGUCAGUCAGGAUUCCCAAAAGUAUUUAAUUUUAUUAAAUGCCACAAUAACGAGAGAAUUUCCCAGAGAUUCUUUAAAAAAAAUAUAUUUUCAUCGAGGUUUAAAUUUUAGAUUUCACGCAAAUUUUACAAAAAGUACUAUGUCUUUAAGAUGAUGAGGUCAUGGGUUUGGAAGCUCCUGACACGUUAACCAACGUAAUGAGUCAAUUGACAGCGCACCUGGCUGCACCACAACGCUGCCUCCUUGUUUGAAGUCAUGGGGAAAAUCAAAAGAAAUCGACCAGGAAAUCAGAAUCAUGGAGCGCCACAAGUCCGGCUCAUCCUUGGGUGCAAUUUCCAGAUGCUUGAAGGUGCCACGUUCAUCUGUUCAAACUAUUAUACACAAGUAUGAACAUCAAGGGUGAUGGCCAGCCUUCACACCACUCAGGAAGAAGACUGGCUCUCUAUUUUAUUCUGGACAAAACCCCAGAACAAAAGCUAAGCCUAAAGACUUAAAACCUUGCAAAGAUGCCGGAUGAAGCUGGUAAGAAAGCGUUAUUAUCCACAAUUAAACUGCUUGUGUACUGACAUGGGCUGAAAGGCCACUCACCAUUACUCUUAAAAGAAAUCUUGAAGAAAAAAAACCCACAAAGACAACAACCUUAAGUUCUGGAGACGUGUCAUAUGGUCUGAUGAAACUAAAGUGGAGCUCUUAGGCCAUAAUGACCAACGUUACAUUUGGAGGAAAAAGGGGGAAGCUUAUAGAACUGAGAACACCAUGCCAACUACAAAGUAUGGAGGUGGCAGCAUCAUGUUGCCAGGAAGCUAAAAAUAGGAUGCAAAUGGACAAGAACCAGUGGUGGGAAGAGUAGCCAAAAAUUUGACUCAAUUAAGAGUAGCGUUACUUCAAAAUAAUAUUACUCAAGUUAAGUACAUUUUUUGGAUGAAUAUUUUAAGUACAAGUAAAAAAAUAUUCGGUGAAAAUAAUACUUAAAUAAUGAGUAACAUUGAGAGUAACUGCUUAUUUUGGUUUAAAUUUUUUUUUUUUAAACAAUAUUUUUUUUUCUCUUAGCACAAGCUUAUCUAUAUGAACUGUUAUAAUGAUACUGUACAAUAAUCCAUUACAUAACCACAUCGAGCCAAAGAAAUACAAAAAAACAAUAAAAAAACAAAACAUUGAAUUCCGGCGAGGAAAAAAAAAGACAGAAAUGCAGUAUGCUCCACUCCAAUGCUCCAAAGAGCAUGAGUGCCCUCUAGUGGAGAAAAUAGUUCCAAGUUUAAAUGGUGAAUAAUUCCUUCAUAGUUACUAUUAUGACAUUAAAAGGGUCAUAUCACCAGUUUUCCGUGGUCG
Corythoichthys intestinalis (scribbled pipefish) is the source of this 4909-nucleotide messenger RNA. Its product is annotated as PH and SEC7 domain-containing protein 1. Lineage: Eukaryota; Metazoa; Chordata; Actinopteri; Syngnathiformes; Syngnathidae. Gene Ontology annotation, biological process: regulation of ARF protein signal transduction. Bases 440 to 2863 code for a protein of 807 amino acids. Gene Ontology annotation, molecular function: protein binding; phospholipid binding; guanyl-nucleotide exchange factor activity. The transcript is spliced from 19 exons. The record is from RefSeq and is a predicted model, not a curated record.